GUGAAGGAGAACUACUCCAAGGCAUCUCAUCCUGAACUAAUAUCAGGACAAUUGCUUGCUUCUAUUCCACAAGGUCAACCCAUUGCCUCUGGUUCAGGACAGCAAUAUCAGCCCUCUACUUCAGGAGAAAAGCAAGAGAAACCAGUGGAUGUUGAACAUGAAAAGGUGAAGAACAUGCAAAGUGAACCACAAACGGAGUUGAUUGAAUUAAGAAAUGAUGAAGAGCAAGAUACAAAUAUUGCAAAAAGCAAGCAAACACCAGAUGACCUGGAUUCUUCUAUAUGGUAUGUUGUGAGUCCACAUGGUAUCAAAAGGGGGCCUUACUCAAUGUCAGUGCUUAAGCAAUGGAGUGAUACUAGCUACUCAGAAUUGAAAUUCAAGGUAUGGAAGACUGAUCAGAGCCCUGAAGAAGCAGUUUUUCUGACUGAUGCUAUUUGCCAGGUUUUUUCUGCCAAGAAAAGAAAAUUUUGAAGUUUUUCUAGUCAGUACACAAGCAACUUGAAGCCAGGGAAUUGUAUCUACUUUCUCCAGGAACGAAACUUUUGUUUCUUGUCUAUAUUCGGAUUUUAGUAUACAGUAAAUCCACCUCACAUAUAGGAAGCCACAGCCCACAAAUAUCAAUAAAGCAGUAGACCUCAGUGUACAUAACCAUAGUUUUAAUUGCAGCUUUUAAAGAAUGAGCUUUAUCAUGUGCUUGACCAGGCAGUUUCAGUAGUGUUGGAUGAAAUUAUAUUGACUUUUGUUGAAUUAAGUGUUUACAGGACAAGUUGGAUGAUUUUAUAUAUAUAUUUGCCAUCAUUUUUCUUUCAA
This is a messenger RNA of Hevea brasiliensis (rubber tree), 810 nucleotides long. RefSeq lists its product as uncharacterized. The transcript has a single exon. Gene Ontology annotation, molecular function: protein binding. The record is from RefSeq and is a predicted model, not a curated record. NCBI's taxonomy places the organism in Eukaryota, Viridiplantae, Streptophyta, Magnoliopsida, Malpighiales, Euphorbiaceae. The coding region runs from base 175 to 471 and encodes 98 amino acids.